This is a messenger RNA of Triticum turgidum subsp. durum (durum wheat), 1110 nucleotides long. The record is from the annotation of a GenBank genome assembly. NCBI's taxonomy places the organism in Eukaryota, Viridiplantae, Streptophyta, Magnoliopsida, Poales, Poaceae.
AUGACGACACACAAGAUUGAGAACGCCGAAUUCACAGUUUUGACAGUCAAGAAACGCCGACAGUGCACUCUUGAUGAUGUGUUGAACUACGGGGCACAGUUUGUGUCAUUUUUUAACGAGUGUCUGAAUGCAUUUACUGGUUUGACGCGCCUCUACAUGGAGAAUUUGAGAUUUGUUGAAUCUGACUUCGUCUCCAACAUCUUCGUCACUUGCAAGCGAUUAAACUACUUAGGUUUUCUCAAUUGCGACACACAGAAGCGUUUAACACUCCAGGUUGAACACGCUCAGCUCAGUGAGCUCAGUAUGGUCAACUGCCGUUUUUACAAAGUCGAACUCAAGUGGCUCCCAAGACUCACCCGGACAACGUUCACAUGUUGGAUGGAUUUCGAAGAACUACCACUGUCAUUUGGUCAUGUCCCACUGCUCGAGUUUUUGAACCUCACAAAUGUUGGUCUUAGUCGGCACAAAAUGGUCAUGUUAAGUACAUUACUUUGUGAGACACACAUACAAGAACUGCGGUUGGGGUUUAAAUGCGAAAAGAUUUGGGUUCAACCAGAGUGUCUGAGCGAAAGGCUGGCAUCUGCGUUCCACAGACUAAGGAUUGUCAGUCUAGUUUGCAUUCCUGAAGGGUCUGAUCUCAAGUGGACAAAUUUCAUUCUGGAAGCUGCGCCAUCACUUGAAGAGUUGUACAUGUCGGUAAUUGAUCAUCCGUGUGAAAUGAUAAUUGAUCCGAAAAUGAGGAUGGAACUCUCGCUUAGCGAGAACAAGGGCGUCGAGUGGGAAUCACCUAGACCACAUUUCAAGCACCGCCGCCUUGCCAAGCUCGUCAUCUUUUGCUUUGUAAAUUACAUGGUGAGUUAUGUCAGGCGUGUCAUGAUAGCAGCGGUGAAUCUGAAGGAUGUGUACCUGUAUGAUAGACUGGCAUGUAGCAAGUGCAAACACAUGGCCGUUUUUAAGCCUGGUAGGCUUCCACGGGCAAAGAAGAAGUUGAAAGCGAUGAAGAAGCUGUUGGCCCAGGGCAUCGAGUCAGCUCCCAGAAUUCACUUGCAGACCCAUUCUGAAAUGGACGCUGACCAUGCUGCAAGGAUUAAAGACUACUUAUGUUCAUGA